GAAUUACCAAAGCCAAAGCGGCGUUCGGCACUCUGCAAAAUAAUAACAAAACUACGCACUGAUUUUUUCGUUGAGCUCGUGAGGCACUCAGGCUCACUCCAGCAGCAUUCGCCGUAAAUGUAUAAGGGAAUUUUAUAUUACUACAACAACAACAACAAUCCUGGGGUUCAGACUGCAACGAAGUAACAUAGAUGGAGGCUGCGUUGAUUUUCUUGUCUUAAACAAACCGCUGUCACGUCCGGGAAAACAUCCCCAGUUACAUUAGCAAAUCAGCUGAUUCCUUCAAAAUCGCUGUGAGCUAGUUUACGGUCUGAUGUUGGUCACAUCUUCUGGAUUCUCUUCCCCGUGGCUAAAACGCUCUUUUUCAAGUUUGCUUGUUUUUGAAAAUCAAAAGCUGGCAGCACUGGCUGUUUGUUGAUAACCAAAUAUUGGGAAUUUUGUUGGCACUAAAAUAUAAACCUCAAUACAAAAUCCUCGAUGGAUAAUGAAAACUUUACCGGAAAUAAAAUGGCAAAUAAUAUUGAUAAAGUUCGGGUACUUUUGGUUGGGGAUUCAGGAGUUGGAAAAACCUGUCUCACGCACUUGAUAGCGCACAACGAAUCUCUUACCCGUCCGGGAUGGACAGUUGGAUGUAAUAUAGAGGUUAAGUUACACGAAUACAAGGAAGGAACUCCUCAACAACAGCCUUAUUUUAUUGAAUUGUUUGACAUUGGCGGAUCAAUAAGUCAUCGGAAUACACGCAGUGUCUUUUACGCUCCUAUACAUGGCAUUAUUCUGGUUCAUGACCUCACAAAUCGCAAGAGUCAAGAAAAUUUGCGCGAAUGGUUGUAUGAAAUUCUCAAUAAAGAUGGAAAAGACGUAAAAAAUAGCAGUGGAGACAAUGUUUUCGAUCCGGAACAAUUUUUAGGAUCCACCCAACUUCCAUUGUUAGUAAUGGGGGCAAAAUUGGACCUUUUAGAUGAAAAACGACAACCGAAACCGCUACAAAAGAUUGGUUGCAUAGCAGAACAGUGUGGUGCUGAGGAGAUAUGGUUAAAUUGUAGGAAUCCUCGUAGUCUUUCCGCUGGAACAACGGAUGCUGUAAAAUUAUCUCGAUUCUUUGAUCGAGUGAUUGAAAAAAGAAAUCAAUCGCGGGACCCUUCCGCCAUAUCCACAGAUAGAAGAAAACAUACAACACUAUUACGUUGAAAACCUUGUGGCGAGUU
Messenger RNA from Anastrepha ludens (Mexican fruit fly), 1205 nucleotides. Its product is annotated as rab-like protein 3. The transcript has 3 exons. Gene Ontology annotation, cellular component: endomembrane system. Gene Ontology annotation, biological process: intracellular protein transport. NCBI's taxonomy places the organism in Eukaryota, Metazoa, Arthropoda, Insecta, Diptera, Tephritidae. Gene Ontology annotation, molecular function: GTP binding; GTPase activity. Bases 478 to 1188 code for a protein of 236 amino acids. The record is from RefSeq and is a predicted model, not a curated record.